Messenger RNA from Rhinichthys klamathensis goyatoka, 2325 nucleotides. RefSeq names its product ralA binding protein 1 (gene ralbp1). Gene Ontology annotation, molecular function: small GTPase binding; GTPase activator activity. The transcript is spliced from 10 exons. The record is from RefSeq and is a predicted model, not a curated record. Gene Ontology annotation, cellular component: membrane. Gene Ontology annotation, biological process: small GTPase-mediated signal transduction; positive regulation of GTPase activity; endocytosis. Lineage: Eukaryota; Metazoa; Chordata; Actinopteri; Cypriniformes; Leuciscidae. The coding region runs from base 162 to 2150 and encodes 662 amino acids.
CUGCGCAUGCGCGCGUGUCAGAUGGGACGUAAACAAGCUACAGGAAGUGCAGCUGUUACAUUGAUCAUAGCAGGUGACAUGGAGAGGUGAUGCGUCAUCAGAGCGAACAGCCAAUCCCAGGGCAUCGUGCUGCAAGGAGCCAAUAGCAGGGCAGCGCAGAGAUGACCGAGUGUUUCCUGCCACCCAGUAGCAGUCCUGUGGAGCAGAGGAGGGCGGAGCAUCCCGGGAGUGUGGCGCGUACCCCGAGCUCGGAAGAGAUCAGCCCUACGAAGUUCCCAGGUCUGUACCGUACGGGCGACCCCUCGCCCCCUCACGACGGACACCACCAUGAGCCGCCCGACGUGGUGUCCGAUGACGAGAAGGAGCACAACAAGAAGAAGAACAAGUUUAAGAAGAAGGAGAAACGCACUGAGGGAUACGCCGCUUUCCAGGAGGACAGCUCUGCCGAUGAGGCCGAGAGCCCGUCUAAGAUGAAGCGCUCCAAGGGCAUCCACGUCUUCAAGAAGCCCAGUUUCUCCAAGAAGAAAGAAAAGGAUUUCAAAGUGAAGGAGAAGGGACCUAAAGAGGAGAAGGCCAAAGACAAGAAGUCCAAAGACCUGACAGCAGCGGACGUGGUGAAACAGUGGAAAGAGAAGAAAAAGAAGAAAAAGCCAAGCACAGAGCCUGAACCGGUGAUCACGGAGACGACGACGACGACGUUGCGGCCGAUCUUCGGAGCGCCUUUAGUGGAAGCGGUGAGGAGAACAGCGCUGUACGAUGGUAUACAGCUCCCGGCCGUCUUCAGAGAGUGUGUGGACUACAUCGAGAGCUACGGCAUGAAAUGUGAAGGCAUCUAUCGUGUCUCUGGUAUGAAGUCUAAGGUUGACGAGCUGAAAGCGGCAUACGACCGUGAGGAGUGUCCAUGUCUGGAGGAGUAUGAUCCACACACAGUGGCCAGCCUGUUGAAGCAGUACCUGCGAGAGCUGCCCGAUAACCUGCUGGGUAAAGAACUGGUCCUGCGCUUCGACGAGGCCUGCGGGCGGCCCAGCGAGGCAGAGAAACUGCAGGAGUUUCAGAGGCUCCUGGGGGAAGUGCCCUCGGGGAGCAGACUCCUCCUGGCCUGGCUCAUCACUCACAUGGACCACGUCAUCGCCCGCGAAAUCGACACCAAGAUGAACAUCCAGAACAUCUCUAUUGUACUCAAUCCCACUGUACAGAUCGGGAACCGCGUGCUGUACGUGUUUUUCACGCACGUCCGUGAGCUGUUCGGUGAUGUGCCUCUGAAGCCGGUCGUCCAUCCACUGCGCUGGUCCAAUAUGGCCACCAUGCCGACUCUACCUGAGACCCAGAAGAGCAUUAAAGAGGAGAUCCGCAGACAGGAGUUCCUCUUGAACCGUCUGCACAGAGAUCUGCAGGCCGGUGUGAAGGAUCUGUCCAAGGAGGAGAGACUCUGGGAGGUGCAGCGGAUCGUCACCGCGCUGAAACGCAAACUCCGCGAGGCCAAGAGACAGGAGUGCGAGACUAAAAUCGCACAGGAAAUCGCCAGCCUGUCUAAAGAGGACGUAUCAAAGGAGGAGAUGUCUGAGAACGAGGAGGAAGUCAUUAAUCUUCUCCUGGCUCAGGAGAAUGAGAUCCUAACAGAGCAGGAGGAACUGAUAUCUCUGGAGCAGGUUCUGCGGCGGCAAAUCGCCACAGAGAAAGAAGAAAUUGAACGAUUGCGUGCUGAGAUCGCAGAUAUACAAAGCCGUCAGCAGGGCCGCAGUGAAACGGAGGAGUAUUCAUCAGAUAGCGAGAGCGAGAGUGAAGAUGAAGAGGAACUGCAGAUGAUUCUGGAAGACCUACAGAAACAGAACGAAGAACUAGAGAAUAAAAACACUCAUCUGAAUCAGGCCAUCCAUGAGGAACAGGAGGCCAUAUUGGAACUGCGUGUUCAGCUCCGCCUCCUUCAGAGUCACAAGCUACAGCAGGAGCUCAUAGCCCCGCCCUCCGCCGAACAGGCUCCGCCCUCCCAGCCCAGCCCAGAGGAACGAUCUAAAGCGGAUGAACCAAUCAAACGUGUCGCAGCAGUCGCCAUAGAAUCCACUGCUGCUGCAGCUGCCGCCUCAACCAAUGGGAAGCCUGGAAAAGAUGCUAUGAAGCCAUCGCCCAGCAAAGACAAGGCCAACCUGUAAACCAAAUGACCAUCAUGAAACACUUCAGCUGUACUUGUGUUUGCUAAUCACAUGACUGUGACAUCUUGGGUCGAGGGUCAACAAGGUGAAGUGAGAUGUUCAUUACACUGGCAGAAAACUGGACAGCAGAUAACAGAGGGAAGAUGCGAUCGGACUCAAUCUGUGAAACGUAGGU